GUUCACUUCACGGACGAAACCUGAAAAGCAGUUAGUGGUAGGAGCAGUGCAGGCGUGCGCCGGCGACGGGCAGCCAGCAGCAAGAGAGUAUCUUAUCCCGCUCCCGCUCCCCAAACUCCGCCUGGAUUCCCGCAACCUUCCCGCGCCAACGGAUCUCGAAAACCCUCCUGUAGUCGCUAUGUCGCAGAGAUUUAGCCCUCCUACCCCUUCUACCUCUCUUCUACCUCACAUUUAGUUCUCUAGUUUUGAGCAAUCCGCCAUGGUUGUGCUCUGAGCGAGAUAUGGAGAAUGGAGAGACGGACGCUCUCGACGAAGAUCCCUCACAGCACGCGCAUAGAUAUCAGGAGCGACAACAGCCCGCCCCGUCGCACCACGUCGCCGCUGUCGACAGUGCGACGACCCUUGCGACGUUUUCACCCGUCGGCUCGUCGCCUCGCGCCGGUGCGUCGUCACAUCAUGGUCCGAGCGUCGGCGGUGGCGCUAGUGGCCCCGCGUCACAGACCACAGGUCAGCCCGCUGAACGCACCGUCUCACCUCACGCGCCAGCAUACGCCCAGGGGCCGCCAUCUGUAACUCUCCAGCAACAGCUGAACCAGCAAGAGCUGCAGCAACAGCCCCAGCAAGUAUGGCAGCAGCAGCAGCUGCAGGCACAAGACCCAGCAGCAUUCGUUCUCGAUCGCCAAAGGGUACAGCCACGUGAUUUAGGGUUUCAAUUGGAUGCUGUCGCUGCUCCAGUGACGCUGGCAACACCAGCAGCAGCACAAGCUAGGUCGGAAGGAGGGCAAGUAGGGAUAGAGGCUGCUGAGGUUGUGGGAGUGAGAACAACGCUUGCAUCUGUUGCACCAGGUCCGGGAUACCACGCAUCUGAAACAAGAGUUGCAACACCAGUUCUUGCCAGUUCUGUUGUGCCGCCUGCUGCUGCUCCUUCUGCUGCUGCUGCUGCUGCUGCUGCUGCUGUGGCGUCUGGAGGAGGUACAGCUGUUGAGGGCGACAGCAGUGAUACCGGGGAAACGAUCACUGGUGCGCUGCUGCAGCAGCAAGCAGCACGCGGCGCAGCAGGAAGUCGUUCGUCUCAGCCCGUUUUCCUCGCUGCUGCUUCUUCUCCCCCGGCUUCCAGCGUGGCCUUUGCUGCUUCACACGGCCCCGCUGUGUGUUUCUCGCCCCACCGGCGUUCUUCAGCGCCACAGGCUUGUUUGACAGCUGUGGCAGCAAGUGUGGCUAGUCCCAACGCAGCAGCAGGGCCGCUCAUUGCGUCGGCUGCACAUGCCACCAGCCUGCAUGCCCCGCCUGCCACUUGCUCACCCAUUACAAGCCCUGUUGCGAAGCAGGUUCCAAGUCCCGUUACUAGUCCUAUUACAAACCCUGUUACAAACCCUGUUACAAGUCCUGUUACAAGCCCUAUAGCGGAUAAGGUCGGUGCAGGGCCUGUGGGCACUGGUGGUACAGGUCAGCUGCACGGCUCACUGACUGGCACUGCUGCCUCCCAGCAUGCACCUUCGCCAGCACCAGCAGUGGCGGCAGGAGCAGCAGCAAGAGCAUCGCCAGCAGGAGCCGCAGGAGGAGCAGGAGCAGGGAAAGGGAGCAGUGGCGCCCAGUUACCCAGUGCGAAACUAACAGCAGGAGGAGCAGAGAGUGCGUCGCAGCUUGGCAGAGGCGGCCCCUCCAACGAGCCGAGACUCAGGGACGUGCUCAGCGACCCGCUCACAGGUCGCCUGCUCGAUGACGCGGUGGUGGGGUGCUGUGGGCAUUCUUUUGGAGGAGCAACGCUCGCAGUCGUGCGCGAAUCGAGCACGUGUCCCGAGUGCGGCGCGCACAUCGACCCCGCCACGCUCACCCCCAACCUCACUCUGCGUGCCGCCGUCGCUGCCUUCCGCCGCGAGUCCAGCUCCCUCGCUGCGGCCGCCAUGGCUGCUGCUGCCGCCGCCGCUGCUCAGCUCUCUGCCGACACCCCCAACCACCACCACGCCUCCUCCACCUCCCAGCACUCCCCCUCGCUCUCCUUCGCCGUCGCUGCUGCGGCCGCUGCUGCCACGGCAGCCGGCUCGCCACCAGCCGCCAUGGGCAGAGCGGGCCCCUCUCUCCUCUCCCCCUUCACUGCUGUGGCUGCCUCCCCCUCAGCCUCUAAACCCGCAAGCCCCCUCCAAACCUUGCCUGGUCCGGCCCGAACCAGCUACGCCGCUCCAGGCUCGGUAAACGCAGCAAGUCUCCGAGGUUCGGCCGAGGCUGGGCAGCAGGGUGCGCAGCAGGGUGGGCAGCAAAGCACCCACCCCGCACCUGUCCGCCCGGUUCGGUCGUCCAGCACGGCGCAGUUCCCGUUUAGAGUGAACGACAUCGUGCUUAUAAAGGGGAACAAGCGCACGCCGGAGCACUUCAUCGGGCGUAAGGCCAUCAUCACCACGCAGUGCCUCAACGGUUGGUACAUGGUGCGCACCCUCGAUGGCGCAGCGGACGAGGUGCGCCUGCAGUACCGGUCGCUGGAGAAGAUACAGGCAGCAGGCGGAGGGGCCGGAGCUGGGGGAGGAGGAGGAGGGGGUGUGGGGCGCGGCAGGGGAGGGCGCGGGGCGGGGAGGAGUGCGACGACAGCGUCGCCCAUCAGCACGCCGGUGUCGUUGUGCGGCAGCCUCUCCACGCCCAACGCCUCAGUCUGGACCGGUUCGGUGGCAGGUUCGGCAGCAGCUUCGGAUGCAGCAGGGGGUGCGUCUCGCUCCGUGUCCGUGUCUGGCGACUUUGGCAUGUGCAGCGGGCCAGCAGGGGAGGUGGAUCAAGGGGCCAUGUCCACCACGCCUAGAAGCGGCAUGUCCCAUGUGGCCCACAUGUCACAUGCCACUCACAUGCAUGCUGGCACUACGGCCACGGCACCUCAUACCAGCAUGUCAACACCACAUCACACCAUGUCCUCCGCUCACCGCAGCACAUCAACGGCCCCGCAGAGCACUGUGGUGCAUCCAACAGCCACCAGUGCGCCCACCACGCCUGCAUCCAUGAGCCAUCCUGCCACGCCUGUACCUGCCAGCCCAGGUUCGGCCGUACCUGCCAGUCCUGGGUCGGCCGUACCAGCAAGCCCAGGCUCGGUUGUAGGGGCGCAACGAGGCUCGGCCAUGGCUGCGAGUCCAGGUCCGGGCGCUUACCGCCCGUUGUUCCAAACUGGCCGGGGGUAUGUGGCGCAGAGAGCCGAUCCGGGAGGAGGUUUGGCAGUUGCAGGAGUGACAGGGGCAGGAGGAGCAGGAGCAGGAGGAGCAAUAGGAGCAGCAGGCGCAGCAGCUGAGGGAUCCGUUGUCAUGGGUGAGGGCCCGAGGAGGGUCGGCACAGCACAGGUCACGAGCUUCGGCGUUCCAAAGGCAGCAAGCUCUGCCGCAGCAGACUCGUCAGCAGCAGGAGCAGCAGCAGGCGGUUGUGUGACUGCAGGAUCGGCCGGGACGGUAUGUAUGAUGGUUGGUGGUCCGGGAAGGGGAGGAGAGGAGCAUUCUCUGGUGGGCAGUCAGGGGGCAUGCGAGGCGGUGCAGAGGAACGAGUAUGGACAGCAAGUGAGCCAGCAGAUUGCAGGGCAGCACGUACUGCAGCCCAUGGGACAGCAGGGUCACAUGGGGCAACAGGGUCACAUGGGUCAACAGGGUCAAAUGAGUCAACAGUGUCACAUGGGUCAACAGGGGCAACAGGGUCAGCAAUGUCAAGGGAGUCAAGGGUAUGGGCCUACGGGCCAGCAGCAGUUCACGGCUGCACCAGGGCCAGGGCCUCAACACGGGGGCGUGGAGAUGGUGCAGGGUUGGAGAGGGGCGAUGCAGGGUCAAAGAGUCACUAUGCAGGGUCAGGGGCUUACAAUGCAGAGUGGGGGGGGAAUGGUUCAGCCUCAGGCGGUUGUGAGUCAGGGGCAGGGAGUUGUGAUGCAGCAGCAGCCGGGUAUGCUAGAGAAUCAGGGGGGCGGCAUGCAGGGGCAGGGAGGAGGGGUGCAGAACGCGAUGGAGAGCAAGCACCACAGCUACGGGCGUGGGCGCUUUCUUUCCGGAGCAGGCGACAUGCUGCCUGCAACCUCUGGAUAUGGCACUGGGCUGGUGCACACCAGGAGUGCGGAGCUGCUUGCCCCACCACCCAUGCAGAGCGCAGCAGCACAGCAGACCAUGGCAGCACAGCAGCUGCAGCAGCAGCAGCAAAGGGGCGCGUUCAUUGCACAACACCACGCGUUCACACAGCAGCAGCAGCAGCAGCAGCAGCAGCAGGGCCUGUUGGGGCAGGAGCAGAGUUUGGAGGCUCAGCAGCAGAUGCAGCGGCUGCAGUCCCGGGCGGCAUCAGAGGCAGAGGUGGAGAGGAGCAUGGGCGUGCGACGUGCGAUGGACUCAAGUUACCAGCUAGGGGUGAUGGGCUCGCAUGCACAGCCACAGGCACAGCAGCAGGCACAGACACAGGCGCAGCAGGAGAUGAUGCACUUGCGUGCGCAGGUCAUGAGCCCGCCGCUUGGCGCAGUCAGUCCGCGCGCGAGUGUGGUGAGCCCGCCGUCCAGCAUGGUCGGUGCGUUUCACGGCCUGCUGAGCCCGUCCUUUGGGGUCGUCAAAAGUGAGGCGCAGGGGCUGGAGGGGUUUUCUUUGGGGCAGCAGCAACAGGCUCUGAGCUCCCUGCAGCAGCAGCAGCAACAACUACAGCAGCAGCAGCAGCAACAACAACUGCACCAACAGCAGCAGCAGCAACAGCAGCAGCAACAACUGCACCAACAGCAGCAGCAGCAGCAGCAGCAGCAGCAACAACUGCACCAACAGCAGCAGCAGCAGCAACAACAACUGCAGCCGCAGCAGCAAAUACAGCAGCAGCAGCAGCAGCAGCAGCAGGUGCAGCAGUUUGGUGCAGAGGAGGUGAAGGCGUCAAUGCAUCUGCCUGAAAGUACCAUUGGCAGCAAGAGCGGCAUGGACAGCAGCAAGGGCUCGGGAAACGGCUGUGCCCCCCCUACAGAAGCAGCACCGAUUUCACCAGCACAGGCAUCACAGGUACUGCAGGCAUCGCAGGAAGCAAGGAGCCGUCUUCCAUCCCAGGAGAACUGGUUGCCAUCACCGAAGCAGCAGCCGCCGCAGGCGAUGCUGCCCGUGAUGCGAUCUGCUUCGCAGGGGAUGCAGAGGGCGACUUCAGCGACGCCUUUCCCUGUGAGUACGGUGACCUCGGUCUGGAGGACUUGUCACGUGGGGGGGGCGGCAUUGACGGCAGCGGGCUUGAGUGGUUCGACCAGUUCUGAGCAAGGAGAGAGGAGCAAUGUUCUCUGUACAGUCACUCCAGGUACAGGCACACUGCACACAUGCACUCUGGAUACAGCGUGUGCUACUGCAGCUAGGGAGGGCAGCCAGCCUGGGCGUCUAAAAGUGGAGGAGUUAGUCAACAGAAGCAAGCACUGCACCGAUUACAGCAUGGCUAGUGGCUGCUUGCCAGUGGGCGAAGCAUGGGAUUUGAGAGCUAUUACGACAAACGGAUCAGUUAAAGCAGCAGCGGUGGCAGCAGAAUCAGCAGCAACGGCUCCAGCAGCAACAGCAGCACCAGCAGCAGCAGCAGCAGCACCAGCAGGAGCAGCGGCAGCAGUGUGCGUGCUGCCUCGGCAGUUUCCAGCCCAUCAUCUCCCUUGGUCUACCGCUCGGGCUCUUUUCACAGACUCACUGCUCCCAGCUGAUGCCCGCUCCACAGCUCCUACAGCGUGCCAUGGCCUUGCCAAUGCUACCACUGCGGCUGCCACAAUUGCUGGCAAUGCUGCUGCUGCCAGCGCACUUGAUGGUGUUGCUGUUACUGCCAGUGUUAUGAACGCCCCUGCUGUUGCUGCAGGUUCUGCAGGGCCUUGUGGACAGGCUGCAGCUCAGCAUGCUGCUGCUUGGGCUGCUGCUGCUGGUGGUGCUGCUGGUGGCAAGGGCGCCUUGACAGGGACUGGUGUUGAGAACGGUGCAGGUGACGCUGGCAAUGGUGCCGAGGCUGGUGCUGGUGGUGAUGCGGAUGGUGAUGCUGGUGCAUGUGGUACUGGGGUGGACGGGGACUCUUGUGAUGCCAUUGCUGAUGCUGCUGCUCCUGGGACUCAUGCACACACAUCUGCGCAUGCAGCCAGUGCCAGCACACUCACAUCAGCCUGUGCUGCUCACAUUGUGCGCAGCCAUAACAUGCAUGCAGAGCCAGGCCAUCCCGUGCCACCGCGUCCACCUGUGAUUGCUGACAUUUAUCCACCUUCAUCGCCGUCUGAGGGACAAGGCUCACCACCACCUGAUCCUUCACCUGAUCCGUCACGUAAUUCAGCACCUGAUCCUUCACCUGAUCCUUCACCUGAUCCUUCACCUGAUCCUUCACCUGACCCACCUCCUGACCUACUGUUGGGUCAAACAGAGAAAUUGGGAGCAGAAGCAAAAGUCGUGGGAGAAGGGGAAGACGUGGGAGAUGGGGGCAGGCAGGAGGGACGGGGGGCGCAGGAAGGGGAAUCAGAUGGGCGUGGGGGGGAUGGGGGGCGGCGAGAGGAGGGGCGUGGGGGGGAUGGGGGGCGGCGAGAGGAGGGGCGCGGGGGGGAUGGGAAUGGGGGAAGGGGGGAGGAUGGCGAGGGCGGAGGGGGCGGUGAAUGGGAUGGAUUCGGGGGUGGAGGAGGUGGAGAAGGGGGGGAUGAGGGUGGGGAGAAAAGAGGGGAUGAUAAGGCAGAGGGUGAUAAGGGCGAGGGUGACGAGGGAGAGGAUGAUGAGGGCGAGGAGGAAGCAGAAGGCGAGGAGGAAGCAGGAGGCGAGGAGGAGGAGGAAAAGGAAGGAGAUGAGGAAAGGGAGGAGGAAGAAGUGCGAGAAGAACAGGCAGCAGAAUUAGGGGCUGAAGGGAAGCGGAGAGCAGGGGAGUGCAGGGAGGAGGGAGUGAGGAAGAAGAGGAGGCUAGGGGCAGGUUCGACGGGGCAUGCGGGCUCAACCCUUCGCACUGACGCACAGCAUGGUUUGGGUAGCGACAGCGUUGCGGAUGCUGCUGUGCCGCUGCAAGGGAUGACGGCGCUGCAGGAUGCCAUGGCGCUGGGGCUGGCUCGUUGCAGUGGGGGCGGGGGACCCUCGGGCUGCAGGCGCACGAACGGGGCCACGAGAGCACGAGAGCACGAGGGCACGAGAGUGGCAGCUGCGAGCAGCAGUGGCUCCGCCUCCCCCAAAAUGACGGCGCUUGAUCUGCUGAGGAGGAAGAGCCCAGCGCCCCCAUCCGUUGUCCUGCCGCCGCUGCCAACACUCGUGCUCACACCCGCACCACUUGCACCCGCACCACUUGCGCCUGCUGCAGUCGCACCACCAGCACCAGCGUUCCCUGCUCCAGCUGCUCUUUCCGCACCCCUUUUCUCACCAAGUGGGCCUGCACCAGUUGCGCCUGCACCAGUUGCGCCUGCAGCAACGUCCCCAGCAAGCGAGUAUGAGGGGGAGAACGCGGAGGACAACGAGGAGGGCAAUGCGGAGGGGAUUGAGGAGGGAAGUGAGGAGGGAGAUGAGGAGGGAGAUGAGGAGGGUGCGGAGGAAGGGGUGGUGGACGAGGAGGGGAAUGCUCAAGGUGCGGGACACGGGGGCGGGGAGGAAGAGGAAGAGGAAGCGGAGGGAGCAGGGAAGCAAGAGGAGGGCGAGGGGGACGGGGAGGAAGGGUGGGAUGAAGGAGUGAAUGAGAGGAGGAGGGAUGCGCACAGGAUGGUGGGAGACGGGUUUGGGCAAAGAUGCAUAGGCACGAGCGCUGGUGAUGGUGGCGGUGGCGGUGCUGGUGAUGAUGGUGAUGCUGAUGGUGAUGGUGAUGCUGAUGCUGAUGCUGAUGGUGAUGCUGAUGGUGAUGCUGAUGCUGAUGGUGAUGGUGGUAUUGGCCCGCAUAAAAUGGGUCAGCACAGGCUGGGCUUGAGGCAGGGGCUGGGUCGAGGGAAGGGGCUGCGUUUUAGUCAAACCAGUUUCCGUGAUACAGGCGAGGGUGGUGGUGAGGGGGACGUGGGGCUGGGCGUGGGGGUAGCUGAGGCAGGAGAGUGUGCUGCUGCUGCUGCUGCUGCUGCUAGUGCUGGUGCUGCUGGUGCUGGUGCUGCUGGUGCUGGUGCUGCUGCUGGUGCUAGUGCUGCUGCAGCCGGGCCGGCUAUGACUGGCGGGGCUAUGGCUGCGGACGGAGUCGCCAGUGCUGAUGAGAGUGAGGGAGAAGGGGUGUUGGAAGAAUUUGGUUCAGGAAGCGGGGGUUUGCAAGGAGUGGGAUUGGCGGUGGAGCGUGGAGGAGUAGGGAGUGAGAGACAACGGCCGUCCAUGGAGGGAAGCCAAGUGGGGGCAGCCAAGGAGGCGGGAGAGCAGCAGCAGCAACAGCAGCAGCAGCAGCAGCAGCAGCAGCAGGAAGAGGAGGUGCAGCAGGAGGAGCAGGAGGAGCAGAGGCAGGAGCAGGAGCAGUUUGGGAAGGCAUCUGAGGCAGGCAGAGAACAGCAAGAUGGAACACGCUUGGCUGCCGUCUCAGAUGCUGGCGCUGCUGGUGGUCAUGCUGCUGCUGAUGCUGGUGCUGGUGCUGGUGCUGGUGUUGAUGCUGGUGCUGGUGCUGGUAGGGCUGGAGCAGGGGAGCAGAGCAGAGGUCGCAUUGACAGACGAUUUGGCCGUGCACAGAAGAAGAGCGAUCAAAGUGUGCCUUCAAGCACGGACAGGGGGGGCAGGGAGCGUAGGGAGGAGGGUGAGGGUGGUGAGCGACGGCAGAUGAGGGAGAGUGAGGAGUAUGGCCAGAGGGGGGAGGGAGAACAGGGAGGGAAGAGUGAGGAGGAAAGACAUGGUGAAGGGGCAGGGGAGGGUGAGAACGCCGGAAAGGGAAGAGGCAGGAGUGUUUGUGGGCGUGGUACGGUUGAGGAUGGGAAGGAAGAGGCGGACGAGGAGAGGGGCGAAGCGGAAAGGGAGGGAGAGGAAGGAGGGAUGGCGAAGGAGACAGAGAGCAAAGAAGAGUGGGGCCAAUCAGGGGUAGACACGUGGCAGAGAGUAGAAGAGGAAGAGGUGAUACGUGUGGGGAUGGGAGGCACGGGAGAAGGACAAGGGGGCACAGAGUCAGAGGGAGAAGCGAGCGUGGGAAAGGAGGUGGGCAGGGGAAGGAGAGGGCGGAGGAGGGGGGGAGGGGUAAGAAUGAGAGGACGAGGAGGGAGGCAAAGGGGGGGUUUUCUGCAGGGGCCAGGUGGACGCCGCAUGUCCUUCAUGCGCAGCCCUCACGCUCACACAGGCCGCUUCUUCGCUCGUGCUCUUGCCCACUCACCUCCUGCCGCUGCUGCACUCACGCGCGCACACACGCAAACAUGGAAACAGACGCAGCAGCUGCAGCAGCAGCAGGAUAAGGGGGUUUGUGCUGCAGCUGGUCCUGUUGAUUCAACCCCAACAGCAGCAGCACCCAGCAGUGUGCGCCUCCACACCAAGCCUACGGCUGAUGGGCUGACCUCAGCUCCCUUCACGCGAGUAAGGGGGAGGGGACGGAGGGCGUGGGGCAGAGGGGUGGAGAUAGGAGCAGAGGAGAGCAGUCUGAGAAGGGAAGGAGGAGGGCAGGAGGCAGAGGCAGAUGGUGUGCGGGCUGAGGAGGGGGGUGUGAGAAGGAGGGGGAGGCGGAGGAGGAGCGGGAGGGUUAAGGAUGAAGAGUACUGCUGGGACACGGCUGAGGGCAAUGCGGAAGAGGAGGAGGAGGAUGAGGGGGAGGAGAAGGAGGAAAUGUGGGUGGUGGACGAGGAGGUAGACGAGGAGGAAGAGGAGGAAGAGUAUGAGGAGGAAGAGUAUGAGGAGGAUGAGUAUGAGGAGGCAGAUAACGAGGAGGAAGAGGAGGAAGCUGAGGAGGAAGAGGGAGGAGUGGGUAGUUUUGGCUUAGGCAAUGGCGGUGGGGAUGGGGACCGAAGAGCCUAUGAGCGCCGAGGGAUGGAUGCAGGUGAAGGCGAGAGGGCAGGUGAUGGGAUGGGAGGGGGCGAGGGGAGGGAGGGAGACAUGCAGCGUGAUCUGAGGCACAGGAGUCGGGAGCAGAGGGGACGGUAUGGAUGUGCCGAGACAUACCCACAUGGAAGGGUGGGAGGAGGCCUGGGUGCUGCAGGGGUGGCUGCAGAGAGUGGUGGAGGGCGAGGAGGAGAGCGAAUACGCGAGAGGGAUGUGGUUCGGCAGGUUCGGCGGGACAUGGCUCAAUUGGAGGCUCGGAUACCAUGGCUGGGCGUCAGGUCUGGGUGGAGGAACCGGAGAGCGGCGUGGCGGAGGGCCGUGAAGGACAGCUGCAACGCCCUGGACUUGCUGCAUCGCCUGCACGAGUUCCGCGCCUACCUCCUCCUGCGCGAUGCUGCUCUGCUCUCCGACCACCAGUGGGCCCUCCGCAUCACCACCGCCACUGCUGCUGCCGCUCGUAGCUCUUCUGCUCCAACUACUGCUGCUGCCGCUGCUGCUUCUGCUGCUGCUUAUGCUGCUGCUCCUGCUGCUGCUGCUAUGGGCGGAAGUUCUGCUGGCAGCGGUGGUGCCACCUCUGCCGCUGCUGGGGGCACCGACUCUGAUGGUGCUGACGUGGCAGGGGUGCAUGGUGCCAGCUGUCACAGCACUCUGCUGGAGCUGUGGACGUGUCUGCAGGAUGACGUCAGCAAGUGGCUUGAGGCGCGGCCCAAGGAGGCGGUUGGGAACGCUGCCUCAGCAGUGGCUGCACUGGCAUCAUUCGCCUCCCACCCCAACUCCAAGCGACACACACAACCAGCAGCAGCAUCGCCAGCCAACCCUGUAUCACACACCUCCCUCACAUCCCCAUCGCCCUCCUCCCCUUCUCCCGACUCCUUUUCCGCCCUCCCCCCCACCACCCCCCCUGUGGAAGCGCUAUUUCCCUGGGUGGCUGAUUUGAAGCACGUGCUGCCCGCGCCCUCUCUCACCGCUGCUGUGGCCGUGGCGGCUUCAGAGGCAGCAGCCGCUGUCAAGGGCGAUGAGAGCAAGGUACAGGCCCUGCAGAGCCUUUCCCUGCGCCUCAUCCUCUCGCACAGCCCAGCUGAGCUGGCAGCAAUCCGAGCAGCUCUUGAGAGGGAGCGCCGCCACGUCAGCGCUCUCCUAGCUGACAUGGAUCAGCCAGCCUAUGUGAUAACUGCUUCCGCCAAUGCAGCUGCUGGGGCUGUUGCUGCUGGUACUGCUGCUGCUGGUGCUGCUGCUGCUGGUGCUGCUGCUGCUGGUGCUGCUGCUGCUGGUGCUGCUGCUGCUGGUGCUGCUGCUGGUGCUGCUGCUGCAGCUUCAGCUGAUACUAACCAUUUCACAGCUACUGCUGCCGUUGUUUCGCAUGGUAUUGCUCCUGCCGCCCCUGCUGCUAAUACUGCUCCUGCUGAUUUUGUCGCUGCUGCUGCCACUCCCGCUUUGCAGCCCGGAUUGACCACCGACACUUUGAUUCGGCCACCAACGCCCCCCACCCCUCCGCACCCGAAACCGCCAGGUAUGGUGAGAGGGGGUAGGCGGUCAGGGGCCAGGGCUGCUCCUGGUGCUGGUGGUGGUGGUGCUGCUGCCGCUGGUGGCGCUGGCGGUGGUGGUGGUGGCGCUGGUGGUGCUCCUGCAACAGUAUCUCCAGCUGUUGGUGAUGCCAGGAUGGCAGCAGCAGGAGCACCAGCAACACGAGACGCUGAGCGAUUGAGAAAGAGGCCACACCCAUCCCGUUCUGUGGAGGAACUCAGGGACGAAUCCGUGCAGCAGCAGCAGCAGCAGCAGCAGCAGCAGCAGCAGCAGCAGCAGCAGCAGCAGCAAGGGGAAGAUGGGCGCAGAGGACGCUCGAAAAGGCGAAGAGGAGCUUCUGUGCGUGUUGGUAGAGAGGGGGCGGGUGAGGGACAUGCAGGUGCCACGUGGGAAACAGAGUGUGAGACGGUGGCACGUGCAGCAAUGCAGGCAGGCGCGAAGGAAAGGGAGCUUCCAGGUGGGGGUGAAGCAGAGGGUGGUGCCAGUGUGGGGGCAGACGAGGGCGUGGGGGCAGAGAGAGCAGCGGCGGGAAGGAGGUCUGUUGCGAAAGGAGCAGGAAGAGGAGCAGCAGGAGUGGCAAGAGCAGCAGGAGCAUCGGGUUCAGGUAGAGGAGUGCAAUCCACAAGAGCAAGGGCGCCAGCAGCAGCAGCAGCAGUGGUGGCAAGAAGCCGGGGAAUGAGGGCGAUGAGAGGGAUGGGGCAGAGACAAGCGGCGGCCGUGUGGGGAAGCAGAGGGAGAAGGCUGGUGGGUGGUGUGGGCGUGGGAGUGGGGCGAUGUGGAAGGGGUGGAAGAAGGAGUAGAGUGGGGCGAGGUGUUGGAGUAGGUGUGGGGGGAGAGGCAGCAGUAAUGGCAGACACGGGAGCGGGAAAGGCAGGACUGGUGGGAAGUGAGGGGGGUUUGGGGGAGAGUGCGGGGCUGCAGGGAGUGAGUGGCGCAGGGGAGGAGGAGGGUGCGGGCAUAGCUAGGGUAGGGCGGAAGAGGAGGAGAGGGAUGUCUAUUGGCGAGACGGGGAAUGCAGUGAUGCGAGCAGCACCAACAGGAUCAGCACCAACAGGAGCAGCAGCAACAGCAGCAGCAGCAGUGGGGGGGAAAUCCGUGCCGCAACGAUUACAAGCAACUUCAGCAGAUUCUCUUACUGACCCUGCCACAGCCCCUCCCUACAGCCACCAUGGUACCACCUCCAUACAAGCACAUCCCCGCCCCCUCUCCACACGCACGCUCCGCUCCUCCUCUUAUCCUGUGCCAACAGAGCCAGGUUCGGAUGACGAGUCCUCGGAAGACCUUGGGGAUCCGAGCGUGGGGUCGCCAGGCAGCUCGGGGGGGCUGCCUCGGAUCCUGUCUCUGGGGGGGCUGGAGGGGAUGGAGGGGAUGGGGUUUGAGGGGUUCGACGGGGAGAUAGACCUGGAGGACAUGGGGGAGCUGGACGAUGCUGGCCUGGGGUUUGACUGAUGGGGCUGGGCUGGGCUGGGGUGUCUCCACGUGCAGUUGAGUCGACUCAGAACACACCAAGCAGCUUGUGGGGCUGCCUCGGGUGCUGUCCCCGGAGGGCCUGGGGUCCUGGGGAUGGAGGGGAUGGAGGGGAUGGGGUCUGAGGGGUUUGAUGGGGAGGUUGAUCCGAAUGACAUGGGGGAGUUGGAUUGGAUGAUGGGGGGCUUGGGUUUGAGUGAUGCUUCAGGGUUUGGGUUUGGGGUGAUGCUUUGGGGUUGGGCUUGAGUGGUCAAUGGUCAUGCAGGGUUCUGCUUUGGGUGAUGAUGGGGGUUGAAUUUGGAGUUCUGUCUGUAUCCUUCACUGGGGUGUGCAGGUAAGAGUGCGUGCCCAUUUUUAGCUGUUCUUUUGCGGGGGUAGUAAGAGCCUUGCACAUUGAAAUGUUUGGCUUAGUCUGCACUAGUCAGUUUAGGACCAUAUGGUGGCCAGAAGAGCAGAGUACUGCUCAUUUCGUAUUCAUUCUGCUGUUGAUCAUCGUAUGGCCCUCUGGUAUUCUUUGUUUAGUUAAUUUCAUUGCUUUUUGUAUGGUGGACUGGAUGGACGGUUCAUCUUUCUUGUGUUAUACAAUAUGAUGCAUACGAUACUAUAGUUGAAGUGGGGUAGUCUUGUAGCGCCAUCAUUGGUGUCGUCUAGUUUUCCAAGUAUUCGUACAUGAUAUGCCCCUCUCGUAUAAUGUAACACUGCUUAUCUAUAUCAGAAAACCUCCCCC
Messenger RNA from Closterium sp. NIES-67, 13569 nucleotides. The record is from the annotation of a GenBank genome assembly. Lineage: Eukaryota; Viridiplantae; Streptophyta; Zygnematophyceae; Desmidiales; Closteriaceae.